GGUCGUCUCAGUGGCCAUAGAGGAACUCGGGCCGUGCAUUGGUGGCGGGGACAGCCGGGCAGAGGGGACUGACAGGGUCACAUGCGAGCGGGGCUGGCAGAGUGGGACUGUGUCCUUCAGCCUGGGGGGCACAGGCAGAGGAGACCCCCACUGUGGGGUCUCAGGUGCUCUGGCGAGCUCCCUGGGCCAGAUCCGGUGUCCUAUGCGUGCGUACAGUCCCUGUGCAAGAGUGGGGCCUCGCAUCCACUGUCGCGUGUCCUGUGCGGGAGAAGGGGCAGGAGGCCUGGCCGCAGGGCAGGUUCCAGGCCACUCCCCCUGGCUCCAUCCUCCGGGCACUUCGCCCCGUCCUGCCGGUUCGGUCCCUGCCACCGCCCGGUGUCCACGCCUCCCUGCCCUGAGCCCACUCCUGCCCGGGAGCUGCUGACCACCCUCAGCCCUCUGUGCCCCCUCGCCCCUGCCCACCUGCUGGGCUGGCCCUUCUCUGGUCUCAGCCUGCUGCACCCCAGCUCCCUCCUCGGUGGGACCCCCAGCCAGCCCCACCAGCCAGGAUGGGUGGAGAGGGGUGGGGGGCGCGAGCUGGGUGGGGCUGUGCUCCCUUGCUCUCCGGCCAGCAUCCGCACCCCCUUCCCCAGAGCCCCGGACCCCAGCCCCUGUGAGGAAGGUGCCCUGGUUUUCCGGGGCAUGUCUGGCCUACCUUGGCGGGCAGUGGGCGGGCGGCUGGGCUCGCAGGGGCAGUGUUGGAGGCCCCGGCAGGUGAGGCCCCCCUUUCCCUUUGACUCAUUUGCAUACCGUCUUUCCGCUCAGAGCCUUUCCUUCUGCUCUGCCGGGGCCUCCCCCAGCUAGUAGGUCCCAACGUGGCGGCGAGUCGCAGCCCUGUCUGGAGGGUUUCAGAGACACCUACCCCUGGGCGAGGCGGGCACAGAGGCCUGCGGCUUGACCGUGCGCACCCCGAGGCGUGUGGCACCGGGUGCCGUGUGGAGGGGUGAGGCGAGGCGGGCAGACAGUGCCACAGGUGGAGGAGAGGGGAGGCUGGGGCCUGGGACUCCGGCAGCGCUAGGCCGGGCCGCCCCUGGUGGUUUCCCCAUCCGUCCCCAACAUUGCGCAAGGCCCCGCCUGGGCUCUGAAGGGAGCUCGAGCGGGUCUCCACACUCCCUCGGUGACCCCCGGGGGCGGGCAGAGGAGCGGGACGGUCCAGCAGGCCCGGCGAGGCCCCUGGGAGAACUGAGACCUGCUGCUUCCAGAGCACAACCUGGGGACCAGGCGUGAGGUUAGAGGUCAGAGACCUGGGGCCAGCCACAACCCCCCAUGUGGCUCGUCUGGGCUGGGGGACCGAGAGGAAGCGGAAGCAGCCAGGGACACGGGCCCCCCGGGCGCUGCCCUUUCACUUCCUGUGCGGUGCCAGCCCCCUGCGCCCGGCCCCAGCAGCCGAGUGGCUCCUUCCCCUUCCAGCCUGGAAAGCCCCCUGCCCGCACCGCCCUCCAGGGCCCAGGGCCCGGGGCUGCCUCAAGGCCGGAGGCUGAGCUGGGCACAGUGCGGGGAGCUAGGCGAGAGCAAGCACCUGCUCCUCAGGGCUUCUGCAGUGGACACAGCCCCCCUGGGACCUGGCUCUGGUCGGGGUGGGCAGUGAGGAGGCCACUGGGACUGAGCACCUGUGCCCGGCUGCAGCGGGAGGGAGCAGGGCUGAGGCUGGCAGACACUGCUCCCGGGGUUACCCCGGCCGGCCUGGGAAGCGGGCAAAGGCUGGACACUGUUCGGGCCUGUGCUGGCCCACGACGGCCACCUCCAGGGCAGGGGACAGCGGAAGGCAUCCCAGCCCCCAACCGUGGCCGAGGAGAGGCAGGGUGGACACAGGAAGCUGUGGUUUCAGGGUGUCUGUGGCCGUGGUGACUGAGACUCAGAACGGUGCCUGCGGGGGCUGAUCUCCAUGGUCCGUGCCGGUUGCAGUCCGGCCCAGAGGCUGGGGGCCCUGGCGUGUGUGGGCCUGCUGGGGGUCCUCUGGCUCCUGUGGCCGCUGGGGCCAGCUCCCAGGGCAGUCCCCCACUCCCAGGGCAGUCCCCCACUCACCAUUCUGGUCUGGCACUGGCCCUUCGGCCAGCAGCCCCCAGAGCUGCCCAGGAAUACCUGCGCCAGCUUCGGGGUGGCCAACUGCCUCCUGAGCACUGACCGCAGCCUGCUGGCCCUCGCGGACGCCGUGGUCUUCCACCACAGGGACCUGCAGGCCCCGGGGGCCCACCUGCCCCUGGCCUCGCGCCCGCCGGGCCAGCCCUGGGUGUGGGCCUCGCUGGAGUCCCCCAGCCACACACACGGCCUGGGCCGCCUCGGAGGCAUCUUCAACUGGGUGCUGAGCUACCGGCGGGACGCCGACAUCUCCGUGCCCUACGGCUGCCUGGAGCCCCAGCAGGGGCCCGUGCCCCCGCUGCCCCCCAAGAGCGGGCUGGCCGCCUGGGUGGUCAGCAACUUCCAGGAGUGGCACCAGCGCACACGGCUCUUCCGGCAGCUGCAGCCGCACCUGCAGGUGGACGUGUUUGGCCAGGCUGCCCGGCGGCCGCUGUGCAACAGCUGCCUGCUGCCCACCGUGGGCCGCUACCUCUUCUACCUGGCCUUCGAGAACUCACAGCACCGCGACUACAUCACGGAGAAGUUCUGGCGCAAUGCGCUGGUGGCUGGCACCGUGCCCGUGGUGCUGGGCCCCCCGCGGGCCACCUACGAGGCCUUCGUCCCCCCCAACGCCUUUGUGCACGUGGAGGACUUCAGCUCUGCCCACGAGCUGGCCGCCUUCCUCACUGGCAUGAACCAGAGCAGCUACUGGCGCUACUUCGCCUGGCGAGAUCGGUUCCGCGUCCGGCUGAUCAGCGACUGGAGGGAGCGGUUUUGUGCCAUCUGCACGCACUACCCCCACCUGCCCCGGGAUAAGGUGUACCAGGACCUGGAGCGCUGGUACCAGGCCUGAGCAGAGCCUGGGGGUGGGGCUCAGACUGUCUCACCGACAGAGCGGCAGCGUGGGUCUUCACGGCAGCCGCAGCUCAUGCCGGCACCGCCAGGUUCAGUAAGUGCCGAGCAGCAGGGACCCAGCUGGGCUCCUGGCUGCGUGCUCUUGUGGCAACCGCAAUAAAGAUGA
Sorex araneus (European shrew) is the source of this 3118-nucleotide messenger RNA. RefSeq names its product fucosyltransferase 7 (gene FUT7). The transcript has 2 exons. The record is from RefSeq and is a predicted model, not a curated record. Lineage: Eukaryota; Metazoa; Chordata; Mammalia; Eulipotyphla; Soricidae. Gene Ontology annotation, molecular function: alpha-(1->3)-fucosyltransferase activity. Gene Ontology annotation, cellular component: membrane. The coding region runs from base 1925 to 2950 and encodes 341 amino acids.